Polypterus senegalus (gray bichir) is the source of this 2554-nucleotide messenger RNA. It is a transcript of the gene slc25a48, whose product is annotated as solute carrier family 25 member 48. The transcript is spliced from 7 exons. The record is from RefSeq and is a predicted model, not a curated record. Gene Ontology annotation, biological process: transport. Lineage: Eukaryota; Metazoa; Chordata; Cladistia; Polypteriformes; Polypteridae. The coding region runs from base 224 to 1147 and encodes 307 amino acids. Gene Ontology annotation, cellular component: mitochondrion. Gene Ontology annotation, molecular function: transmembrane transporter activity.
CAUGGGAGGCUCGCGGAAACGCCUCCAGCGCAGCGAUUUGCUGACCGUGAAAACAUUAGAGCGCUGCCUUACAGGUGUGAGACACUGUAAUGACUGCUGUGCAAUUUUCUAAGAUUCCUGGACAUAGGCCUACAUUUGAUAGAAAUAAGGAGGCGUACUUGGCUAAGCGACCCGUGCAAUGUCGGUAUUUGUGUAGAUACCAGCUGGUGCAAGUGUUCACAAAAUGAAACGUGUUCAAAUAGACGACUUUAUAGCUGGGUGGAUAGGGGGUGCUACCAGUGUUAUUGUUGGGCAUCCUUUUGAUACUGUAAAGACUCGUUUGCAAGCUGGACAGGAGUACAAAAACACUCUUCAGUGUAUUCUCACAGUCUACAGAAAGGAAAAUGUGACAGGAUUUUUCAAAGGCCUUUCUUUCCCUUUAGCCAGCAUUACCCUCUACAACUCUGUAGUGUUUGGUGUCUUCAGCAAUACACAGCGACUGUUAACUCAGUUGCGCUAUGGGACUGAAAGACAUGAAUCUGAUCUGCUAACUCUGGUGCUAUCCAGCAUGACUGCAGGCCUCCUCUCUGUUGGAAUCGGUGCCCCUGUGGAUUUGGUAAAGAUACGACUGCAGAUGCAAACACAGUCCAUCGUAACCGAAAAUUUCAACCUGGCAGGCAAUGUUUCCUUGCGUACAGUCAGUCUCCAUGAACCUUCAUACUACAGAGGGCCUGUUCACUGUAUCAGCACUAUUGUUCAGAAUGAGGGGAUCAGUGGUCUUUACCGUGGAGCUGGGGCCAUGGUUCUCAGGGAUAUCCCAGGAUAUACAGCUUAUUUUGUUCCUUACACAUUCCUUUGUGGGUGGCUUACUCCAGAAGGAGAUGUAGCACCUAACUGUAUUACAAUUUGGCUUGCUGGGGGUUUAGCGGGGUCAAUUUCCUGGGGGACAGCCACUCCAGCAGAUGUUAUAAAAAGCCGCUUGCAAGCAGACAAAAGUCGACAAAGGAAAUACAAAGGAAUUACACAUUGCAUUUUGGAAAGUUACAGAGCAGAAGGCCUGCAGGUUUUCUUUCGUGGAGCAGCUGUAAACACCAUCCGGGGCUUUCCCAUGAGUGCCACAAUGUUUCUAAGCUAUGAACUUUCCCUGAAGUUGUUCCGUGGAUUAUGAAAAGGCAAAAUUGAGUUUUGGACAUUUCCUCUGUUUGUAUCUCAAAAAGGUUGGAUCGAUACUUCUUGCAUGCAAGAAGCAUCAGAUAUUUCAGUUAACAAUAGAACAUGUUUGUGCCAUACAAUUGUAUUUAAAAAAGUAAUAUCAACUAUAUUACUCACAAAUGUGUUUUUAUUGUGUCUUCAUGAUGCUGGUAGUGUGAAGUGAGAAAAUUAAAAGAAUAUAUUGUAUAUACCAUAAAGAACCAUAGAAGAAAACCAAUAUUGUGUAUUGUAUGAAUCAAAUAACUGAAAGUAUUUUGGAAAGAAUAACAUGUAUUGUAAUAAAGAAACUUUGAGAAGAGACUUUGUCCAGUCUACAGUAGUCCACGGCCGGUAUUUCAAGAGUCUUAUUUUGUUCUGUAAGGAACGGCCUUCCUACUGCUGCUGGCUCUGUCAAACCUACAGCACAAACUGUCCUCCUCACAAUAGAAACUGUGACUUGCUUUUUUCAACCACUGUUAAGCUGUUUUGCUGUGAAGAGCCUGUCAUGGAAGCUGGUGACCCUCAGAAACUUGUCUUCUGAUUGUGUUGUGACUUUUGGGUUUGCAAGAUCCCUUCUUAAAAGAGUUUCUUCCAGUCCAAUCCAAUUACUUUUGGAUUGUGUAGGAAACCAUACUACACUUUGAUUUUUUUUUUUUUUUUUUGCAAUUUCUGUAAAUGAAAGGCCAAUGCUUCUAAGGGUAAUAAUCCUCUGUCUGAUUUCAUUUGUUAAGCGCUGUUUAUCACUAGAAUAUUUGUCCAAGAAGUAUUUCAGAGGGUGUAGUAACACAGUCUGUUCCAACUCUGCUUUCAGACAGACAGAGGGCUUUUAAUUAAUCAGCAGAAGCUGGGACACCUAUGCAAAUUGUAUCUUGCAAGGCUUAAAUUAACUUUAAUUGCUGCAAGAACAUCUGAAGGUUGUAACCUACUAGUUGUUCCCUGAAGAAGGCCUAUUUGUAAUAUUCUUAUAUUUUCUUUUAUUGAUUUUUGCUAACCUAAACUUUAAAUUUAAACCUCUGGCAGUUUGAUUCUUACAUUUUCACUAUUUUAGGUCAUUCGUUUAAUUUCAACUGAUUAAAUUUGAAGAAAAACUGGAAAAACUGAGGUGUUCUAAAAGUUUUGACCAGCAGUGAGUAUAUGCCUGGAAAGUUCUAUUACAAGGCAUGAUUAACAGAAUAUUUGAAUUUUUAGGACCACUGCUGCAAGAAAAAUCAUUGACCAUGAGCUUCAUGGCUUACUAAAAUGAUAUUUUUGAAAACUGUGACAAAAAAAUGUCUAACAACUAAAAAGUACACUUUCAUUUCAGAAUGUGAUAAACACCACUUUCCUUUUAGUACAAACUGCUAUAAAUUUUAACUAUAAGUACUGUACAAUCAGAUAAUAAAAG